AAAAAUAAAAUAAAAUAAAAUAAAAAUUCAAGUAUCAUUUAAUAUUAUUACUAAGUAGGCUUAUCUGUGGUUUGAUUUCUCAGAGAUUCUCUGAAAUUUCCAUUAGAUCAGGAACCGAAUUUUAACAACUGGAAAGCUGAUUUAGCUUUCUCAGUUAAAGGUCAGAUUUUAAAGAGUCGGCCUUUUUUCUUGUGGAUUUGUUUUUUGUGGUUUUUCUUGCAUUUCAUAACUAGUCUUUCUGAUGCUUGAUGCUCUUCCAACUGUUACGCAUGUCUCAAUUUUGGAUUGGUUUGUCGAUAUCAACAGCGAUUAUGAUCUUUUCAGAUUGGUGGAAAGAUUUCUGUAUUGGGAGAAUCAGAGAUAAUAGUGUAAAUCUGCUUGUUUUGUUUCUGUAACUUUUAAGAUUUUAGAUCUGAUCGAUUUGCAAAUUGUAUGAAAUCCAAACUCAAGAGGUGAAAUUUGUGGAUCGGAGGUUCUCCUGAGUUUUUCGGCCGUGGUUUUAUUUCAUAUAAUGGAUUAUGAUGAUUUUAGAUCGAUUUUGAGGGAUUCAGGGGUGGAUAUCUGGACUUUCAUUUACACUGCAAUCUCUGUUGCAUCUUUGGAUUACGGAAACGAAUUGAAAGAUCGAAGGGAUGGAAUCAUUGAACGGCUUUACACACCAAUGGUUCGUCGGUGUCUGAAUUGUGAUCUUGAUUCGAAUAAAGAGAGUAAAAAGUUGCAGCAACAAUCGCGAGCAGAGGCUUCAAUUGAAAAGGAAAGCAGCAGCCCCGAAGGAAAGGGAGGUUUUCCUUCGACUCCGCAGUCACUUGACAGGGAUGAAGACCUAGAUCAGAGCUAUGAACACUCGCCGAUUGUCGACGAGGAGACUAGGAUUCUCAAUAUCAGGGAUCAUCUUGAAGAUCCCGAUCAGUCGGAUGAUUCUGUGAUAAAUCUGCUACAAAACCUAGCAGACAUGGAUAUAACAUUCAAAGCUCUCAAGGAGACGGACAUCGGAAGGCAUGUAAACCACUUGAGAAAGCAUUCAUCCAACGAAGUUCGUCGAUUGGUUAAGCAACUCGUCAGAAGAUGGAAGGAUCUUGUUGACGAAUGGGUGAAGUUGAAUAAACCAGGAGAAACAGCAAAUUCUGCACUCAUUGCUGAUGGAGACUCCCCUCAACCAAACACCCUAAAAAGCAAUCAUAACGUUCAUCAUCACCAGGUUCCUGAUUUCGCUUACUCUCCGAAUCCACACAAUGGAAGUUCUGGUUCAGAUAAGAAUCACUCAGAGUCAGAGUUGAAAGGAAAAGCCAUUAAUCCUAGGAGGGAAACUCAAAUUAAGACACCCCAAUCUGCCUCUGCAACUACUUCUGUUACUCCAAAUAAACAGAGAGAACAGAGGGAGAGCACCAUUGCUGAUCCUGAAAGGCUAGCUUCAGCAAGGAGACGACUUCAAGAAAACUACCAAGAAGCCCAGAAUGCGAAAAAGCAAAGAAAGAUUCAAGUCAUGGACCUUCACGACAUACCAAAACCCAAAAAUUCAUUUUUUGGGAAGAAAGGUGGAUUCCAGGCGAGGAAUUGGUGAUUAUCUAUCUAUUUCAUAAUGCUAAUGGGCAGACCGGGAAAGUAAGAACCGGUUUACCCUGUGACUUUAUCUCUGGAUUUUUCGUUUAAAUUGAUUAAAGGAAUUUAAUUCGAAAAAAAAAAAAUAUAUAUAUAUAUAUGUAUAUAAAAGUUGAGAAGGCUCAUUCACUCCUUCACUCCUUCACUCCUUCACUCCUUCCUAGAUCGAGUAACGUAUAUGACUUAGUAGAUCUCCACGUGGGUUGUAAGUUGUGCUUGUUAGGGACAGUGGCGUCAACAGAGCGCGUUAGUUAACUAACUGAUUAUCUCAAGUUAGAGCUCCAA
Macadamia integrifolia is the source of this 1884-nucleotide messenger RNA. RefSeq names its product probable mediator of RNA polymerase II transcription subunit 26c. Bases 512 to 1561 code for a protein of 349 amino acids. NCBI's taxonomy places the organism in Eukaryota, Viridiplantae, Streptophyta, Magnoliopsida, Proteales, Proteaceae. The record is from RefSeq and is a predicted model, not a curated record. Gene Ontology annotation, cellular component: nucleus. The transcript has 9 exons.